Molecule: messenger RNA, 1635 nt
Organism: Symbiodinium natans
Lineage: Eukaryota; Dinophyceae; Suessiales; Symbiodiniaceae
Source: the annotation of a GenBank genome assembly
AUGCUCAAUGAAGGUGCCGCCUGUGCGGCUUGCGGAGCUUCGAAAGCAGAGUUUGCCUGUUCAAGGUGUAAGGCGAAGUUUUGCAGCCCCGGUUGCUUCCGACAGGCCUGGAGCAUGCACAAGACAUUCUGCUCUAUGCCCAGCCCCAGUGCAACGAAUGAGAAAGCCACAGCCGACGCAGCCCCAGAGCGAGAGCACGGUGGAGUUGCCGUGGUGGUGCCCUUUCGUGACCAGCUCCCCUUGCAGGAUCGCCGCAGUCAGCUGACCCGGUUCCUUGCGCACAUGAGAUCCUUCCUUGCCGGUGUCCCACAUGUCAUCAUCAUCGUGGAGCAGUCGCAGGAUGGACAAAAGUUCAACCGCGGAAAGCUGCUAAAUGUCGGGUUCAAGAUUGCAGCCGAAGUGUUUCCCCGCAUGGAGGCUUUCAUAACGCAUGAUGUUGAUCUCCUGCCAUCUAAUGACAUGCUUCCCGUGUACUUGCGCCCACCUCCCGAGUCACAUGCAGUUCAUUUGGCAUCGGUGUGGCAGAAAUACUCCUACAAGAACUUUUUGGGUGGCGUGUUGUCCUUUCAGCCCAGCGACUUCGAGCGAAUAAACGGCUAUCCCAACAACUACUGGGGCUGGGGCCUGGAGGAUGACCAGCUUGGACUUCGCAUGGCCCACAAUGGAGUUCGCACCCUCCGAGUGAGGCUUGGCGAGUUCGAAGACCUAGACCCUGUUAAUAUGAAAGCUGUUCUGGAACGCAGAGACCGCAAGGAGGUGGGAAGUCACAUGCCUUGGUACAACCCCAUGAUGUUCGAGCGCGGUGAACUUCUGCUAGACCAAGAUUGGUCAACAAAUGGGCUGCGGAAUCUUCAGUUUGCCCGGAUCGACUCCUGGGUGGACGGCACGGUUCAUCACUGUGUUGUGGAUGUUGUGCUGAGCGACGCUGAGCGGACAAAAUUCACAGUGAGACAGAAGGUUGCCAGCAUGGCUGUUCUAAGGGACGGCUUUCUGGGCCACUUCGCAGGUGGAGGUGGGGUCACAGCCGUAGGAACAUGCGAAAGGCCCGCUGGCCCCGAAGCCCCUGUGCCUCAAGAGGCAGUGAAAGAUGAGCUGAGCCGGGAGCUGGAGACCAAAGGUCGUGUGGUGCGUGAAGCCGUGGAGACUGCGCACGUGGAGGGCCAGCAUGCAGCACGCGAGGAACUUUCAACGGUCAUUGAGCAGCUUCAGCGGUUGACGAGUGUGGAGCGCCGUGCCAAGGACAUGGCACGAGGCGAAGAAGCCAGCGCACAGCGUGUGGCAGCUCUUUCAGAGCAGGUCGAGCGCCUUGCGCGCGCGGCGCAGUCGUCAGGCGAUGCAGGCCAUCGAGAAGUUUUUGCAGAGCUGAAGAUGGCGAUCUCGCGCGUGGAGGAGCUUCAGAGUCAGGUCAAUCGACUAUCGCGUGAUUCAAAGAAGAGCACAGAAAAGUGGGAGAUGAUCUUGCCCCGUCUGCAGGAGACGGAACGGGCCAUCGAUCGGCUGCGCGGCACGCCAAGCGGCACGAUCUUGCGCGAGGUGCAGGAGUUGAGGUCACAGCUGGCGGAGGUACGGUUACAGGCCUCUCUCACGCCUCGAGACCGUGUUGGCAGGAACGCUGAGAUGUUGUUGUACCCUUGA